AUGCCGCGACAGAACUGGCGCGCUCCGACCACAACCGCGCGGGUCACCGUGCCGGCUUCGUGCACCCCGUACUUCCUCCCGCCAGGCCUCACCAUCGCGCUGCAAGAGUCCACCACCGUCCUGGCCUCCCAGAUCGCCGUCACCCCCGCCUGCUACACCGCGCGAGCCACACCCACCACCUCCCACGAUGGCGGAUUCUCAGUGUCGCCGUCCGAACUGCGCGACCCCUUCUAUGCCAGCACCAUCCCGAUGGCAUACUCCAUCGCCGCCACGUCCACGCUCGCAUACGUCCUACUCCUGCUGCUCUUUCUCCCGAACCCGCCGCACGAGCGCCCUUGGCUCCAGAAAGUCGCCACCCUCGCCGUUUGCAUCUGCCUGACCAUCGCCUUCGCUGAGACCACCGAUGUCCUGCGGCACGAAUACAGCCUCGUAGGAUCGUCCGUCUACAGUCUCACCAACGAAGCACGUGAAGUACGUUCCCGCGUCGUCGCCGGCAUACAUCUCAAGAUCGGCCGGAUAAUCAGCGACCUCUUCCUAUGGCUUGCGCAGGUCCAAACGCUGAUCCGCCUCUUCCCUCGGCAACGCGAGAAAGUCGUCAUCAAAUGGGCGGGCUUCGCAUUGAUCGUCCUGGACACGCUGUUCUCCGUCCUCCAGGCUUUCGUCUCUCCCAUGGCCUCGACCGACUCCUUCCUCGACGCAAUCCCGGCACUCUCGUACCUAUUCCAGAUCUGCUGCAGCACCAUGUACGCCGGCUGCGUGAUCUACUACUCCAUCGCCAAGCGGAGGUACUCGUAUUUCUACCCGCACCGCCCCUUUUCCGCGCCAUCCCCGGGAACGAAAAAGUACGGUGGCCGCAGCAUCUUCCUCGUCGCCAUUCUCUCCAUCGCCUCCAUCCUGACCCCUCUCGUCUUCUUCAUCGUCGACAUCGCACAGAAGGACCUGGCCGGAUGGGGUGACUACAUACGAUGGGUGGGUGCAGCGGCCUCCAGUGUUGUCGUAUGGGAGUGGGUAGACCGCAUCGAAGGCCUUGAGCGCGAAGAGAAAAAGGGCGGCAUUCUCGGCCGCGAAGUCUACGACGAGGACGAA
This is a messenger RNA of Tricharina praecox, 1086 nucleotides long. Its product is annotated as PalH/RIM21. The annotation marks the transcript as partial. Gene Ontology annotation, biological process: cellular response to pH. Gene Ontology annotation, cellular component: plasma membrane. The transcript has a single exon. The record is from RefSeq and is a predicted model, not a curated record. NCBI's taxonomy places the organism in Eukaryota, Fungi, Ascomycota, Pezizomycetes, Pezizales, Pyronemataceae.